Molecule: messenger RNA, 552 nt
Organism: Drosophila takahashii
Lineage: Eukaryota; Metazoa; Arthropoda; Insecta; Diptera; Drosophilidae
Source: RefSeq, a predicted model, not a curated record
UUGGUCACUUUAAAAUUUAUAAUUUUGUGUUUUUGUAAACAAAUGCAGAAAAUUACGAAGUUCAUACUAAAUAAGUAGUUAAUUCUUGAAAAAUAAACUUAAAGUACACAAUCAUUAAGCCCCCAACACCAUAGAAGUUCAAAUAAUCAAUUUUAAGGAUAAACAGAAUGUUUAAAAAAUCAAAGCCAAAAGUUGAACCCCCACCGACGGCGCCAAGUGUGGAAGAGAUGCUGGAGGACUUGGAAACUUUUGAGGUCAAUCAGCCUCCCUUAAGUGGAUCUACUUCCGAUUUGGAGCAUGCCCUUCUCACAGAACCAGAAGCGAUAUCGCUUCCAACUUGGUGGCAGGUCUUUGACGAAUACGAUCGGAAGGUCACAAAACUUUCUUCCACCGAGGCGAAUCUGGAAGACCAAAGAAAUCAGUUGAAAGAAUGCUACGCCAAACUAGAGAGGAAUGCGGAGAAAUUGAGGGAGGGCAUCCAGAAGCAACAGGCGUUAGCCAAAGAAGCUCUUAAAUGUUAACUAACGAUAUGAUUUAAGCGAUCAUGUUAAA